Messenger RNA from Schistosoma rodhaini, 1016 nucleotides. Lineage: Eukaryota; Metazoa; Platyhelminthes; Trematoda; Strigeidida; Schistosomatidae. The record is from the annotation of a GenBank genome assembly.
ACCACCUGUAUUUUCGAAAGCACGCCGACUGGCUCCCGAAAAGCUGAGGUUGACCAAAAAUGAGUUCGACCGUCAAACACCCCAUGAGCACCUCCUUUGCAUUGGUCCCUAAAAAGGAUAUCAAUGAUUGGCGUUCAACUGGUGAUUAUCGGCAUCUGAAUGCUAAACCCGUUCCCGAUCGUUACCCGUUGCCCCACAUUCACGAUUUGACAGCUACCUUAAAAGGUACAAUUGUCUUUUCGAAAAUCGGCUUGGUUAAAGCUUACAACCAAAUACCUUUGGCUACUGACGAUAUUCCAAAAACCGCUAUCAUCACUCCCUUCGGGCUCUAUGAAUUUUCGCGAAUGCCUUUCGGUCUAAGGAAAGCUGCCGAGAAUUUCCAAAGAUUCAUAGAUGAGGUUUUUCGAGAUCUCAACUUCAUACACGUGUAUGUUGAUGACUGCUUGGUAGCAAGCCCGGACAGAGAAUCCAAUCUCCAGCACCUAUACAUUGUAUUCGAACGCCUGAAAAAGCAUGGCAUCACCGUAAACAUUCAGAAAUUCCAAAUCGGAACCGACUCCUUAGAUUUCCUAGGACACACUAUUGAAGCUCAAGGCAUCCGACCUCUUAGAGGCAAAGUGGCGGUCAUUCUGGAUUAUCCAGAACCGACCACGAUUAAGCAAUUUCUCACACUUAACGGUCUUGUAAGUUUUUAUGGACGGUUCAUACCAAAAUGCGCGUCCCUUAUGAAACCGCUGGCCGACCAACGUCGUGCAAAUGCGAAAUCUAUUAAUCUGGACGACACCGUGAGAAAAGCACUCUCUACAGUUUAGGAACUUGUCGCAAAGGCAACCAUGCUGGCACGUCAGGACACUCCAGCGCCCAUUAGUAUCGCAGUUGACGCAUCCGACUCAGCAAUCGAAGGAACCUUAGAAAAAUGGGUUAAUCACUCUUGGCAACCUUUGGCAUUUUUCUCCAGACGGUUGCUAGGCACUGAUUCGAGGUAUAGCACUUUCGGUAGGGAACUCCUAGCUAUG